CAUCAUCAUUUUUUGUUUGUUGUUUGCCCGUUUUCAUUGAUAUUUUUGUUUGAAAAUUAUUUCGGGUAACAAAAAAACCGUUCGCAAUUUUUUUUGAUACAAAAUUAAACAUGCCAACAAUUGCGGUUAAUCGUAAUGAAUUGUUUAAACGUUUAGGUCGUGUUUACACCGAAGAUGAAUUUAAUAAUCUUUGUUUUGAAUUCGGUAUCGAAUUGGAUGAAGUAACAUCGGAAAAACAAUUCAAAGCAAAAGAACAAGGUAUUACAGAUCAGGCAAUUACAGAUCAAGAAGAGAUUAUUUAUCGUAUUGAAAUACCAGCAAAUCGUUAUGAUCUACUUUGUUUAGAAGGAUUAGCACGUGCUUUGAAUAUUUUUCUGGAAAGAUCAACGAUUCCAAAAUACAAACUUUCUAAGCCAUCAUCAUUGAAACAGAAUGAAUUGAUUGUUUUACCAAACACCGAAAAAAUUCGACCAUUUGUUGUUGGUGCUAUAUUACGUGGUAUAAAAUUUACACAACUUUCAUACAAUAGUUUUAUUGAUCUACAAGAUAAACUACAUCAGAAUAUAUGCCGAAAACGAACAUUAGUUGCAAUCGGUACACAUGAUUUGGAUACAAUUAAAGGACCAUUCUAUUAUGAUGCUCGUGAACCAGAAUCAAUUGAAUUCCAACCAUUAAAACAGACAAGAAAAUUUAAUUCCAAAGAAUUAUUAGAAUAUUAUCUUUUAAAUGAUGAACAUAUUAAACCAUAUGUUUCAAUUAUAAAAGAUAGUCCAGUUUAUCCGGUUAUUUAUGAUUCAAACAAUAUUGUUCUUUCACUUCCACCAAUUAUUAAUGGUGAACAUAGUAAAAUUACAUUGAAUACCAGUAAUAUUUUUAUUGAAUGUACUGCUAUCGAUUUACAUCGUGCAACUAUUGUACUUGAUACAAUUGUCUGUUUAUUUUCUGAAUAUUGUUCUGAACCAUUUACAAUCGAACCGGUACAGGUAACACAAUCGGAUGGUAGUAAACAAAUUUAUCCAUUACUUAAAUAUAGAAAUGAAAAAAUUUCAAUGAAAUAUAUUAAAAAUAAUCUUGGCAUUGGUAUCGAUCUAAAUAAUAUAAAUCAAAUUUUAAAACGAAUGUAUUUGGAAUCGAAAACGAUUAAUAAUGAUGAAAUUGAAGUUUGUAUACCACCUGUACGACAAGAUAUAUUACAUCCAUGUGAUAUACUUGAAGAUAUUGGUAUUGGUUAUGGUUAUAAUCGUAUGCAAUUAUUAUUACCACAAUCAUUUACAAUUGGUAAACAAUUAUUAUUGAAUAAAAUAACUGAUCAACUUCGUAAUGAAAUUGCUCGAUGUGGUUUUACAGAAAUUUUUACCUUUAGUCUGUGUUCACGUGAUGAUAUUGCUGAUCGAAUGCGUGAUAAAGAUUCAUUGUCAAAAGCGGUGAAAAUAUCGAAUCCAAAAACAUUAGAUUUUCAAGUUGCUCGAACAUCAUUAUUACCUGGUAUAUUGAAAACAAUAGCAUCGAAUAAAAAUAUGCCUUUACCAUUGAAAUUGUUUGAAAUAUCUGAUGUUGUUCUUAAGGAUGAUAGUUAUGAUGUUUGUGCACGAAAUGAACGCUAUCUUUCGGCUAUUUAUUAUCAUAAAAAUUCUGGUUUCGAAAUUAUACAUGGAUUAUUGGAUCGUAUGAUGCAAGUGUUGGAAAUACCGAUGAAAAAUGAAACCAAUACUACUAUUGGUGGUUAUUAUUUACGAGCAAAAAAUGAUCCACGAUUUUUAGAUAAUCGUUGUGCAGAAAUAUUAAUCAAUGAACAAAUAAUUGGCAUUAUGGGUGUUGUACAUCCGGAAGUUGUUUGUAAUUUUGAAUUAACAAUGCCUUGUUCUGCUUUAGAGAUUACCAUACAGAACAUUUACUAGGGGAGUGUUUUAUGUGUGGGGAUUAUUGAAAAAAAAAUUUGAAAAACAAAGCAAAAAAUUUUCUUUUCUUUUUUU
Molecule: messenger RNA, 1973 nt
Organism: Dermatophagoides pteronyssinus (European house dust mite)
Lineage: Eukaryota; Metazoa; Arthropoda; Arachnida; Sarcoptiformes; Pyroglyphidae
Gene: beta-PheRS
Product: phenylalanine--tRNA ligase beta subunit
Biological process (GO): phenylalanyl-tRNA aminoacylation
Cellular component (GO): phenylalanine-tRNA ligase complex; cytoplasm
Molecular function (GO): RNA binding; magnesium ion binding; phenylalanine-tRNA ligase activity
Source: RefSeq, a predicted model, not a curated record